AUGUCGGACCAACCCGCACUGAAGCGGCCAUCGGAGCCAUCCGACAUGGCAUCGGGAUCGACACCGACAAAGCGCUUACGAUCCGAUGCGUCUCCUGCUGCCGCUGCAGCAUCCUUGCUGGAGGCAUUCGGCUUGUUUCGCGACGAGAUUGACGACUACAACGACCGACGCGAACGUCUGAUCAAGACCUCGCGCGACGUCACCAGUCUCUCGAAAAAGGUCAUCUUUCUCCUUCACCGCUUCGACGUUCGCGACUUUGCCUCCACCCCUUCACUUGCUACGCAAAAGUUGCUCGAAGAAGCCGAAUCCAAACUCAACCACAUUGUCGGCGUGCUGGAACAGGCAGCCAAGGCGGAGGAACUUGCCCUGCCAGAGCGUCACGAUCGUCACGAACGAAACAUUGGCGGCGGACUGGAAGAGUUCAUAGAAGCUCUGUCGUUCUAUCACUACCUUGAGACUACAAACCUCAUCACACUCGAACAGAUUCAAGAACGGUUUGGAGAUGUACUCAAGGUUCCGAUCCAUCGAUAUCUGCUGGGUCUGUCGGAUUUGACGGGGGAGUUGAUGCGGUUCGCAACAAACGCUGUUGGUCAAGGCGAUACAGGCAAGGUAGUGCAACAUGUACUAGGCAUCACAAGAUGCCUCCAUGAUACCCUCGACCCUUUCAUCCCCCUCGUCAACGAUCUGCGCAAGAAACAGGCCGUCACCAAACAGAGUCUCCAGAAAAUCGAACACAGUACGUCCCUCCCCAUCCCCCUCCGAAUCAAUCCACGCAAAGAUUUCCCAAGACUCAUCCGAAUUGUCGAGACAGUCCUCUAUGCUAUCACCGUUCGCAAGGCAGAAUUCGCAGCAGAUCCAAAGGCUCUCCAAGAAAUGCUCCGAAGAUCCCUCGAUUCAUCCGCCCCACCACCUACCGACCAACUCUAG
Messenger RNA from Moesziomyces antarcticus, 927 nucleotides. RefSeq names its product translin. Lineage: Eukaryota; Fungi; Basidiomycota; Ustilaginomycetes; Ustilaginales; Ustilaginaceae. Gene Ontology annotation, cellular component: cytoplasm; nucleus. The transcript has a single exon. Bases 1 to 927 code for a protein of 308 amino acids. The record is from RefSeq and is a predicted model, not a curated record. Gene Ontology annotation, molecular function: RNA endonuclease activity; sequence-specific DNA binding; RNA binding.